AUGCUCAAACGUCAUGGCGGGCGCCAGAAACUCCCACCUGGUCCGCCAGCCCUGCUGUUCAUAGCCAAGUUGUUGUUGAUGCUUAAGAGCCCGAUCUACCAUUUGGGCCCUGUGCUACGCAGCUUGCAUGCCCGCUACGGCCCCAUCGUCUCCGUCUGUCUCGGGCGAACCUUCGUUUUCGUGGCCGACCGCCACCUCACGCAUAGCGCCCUCGUCAAGGGCGGCGGCAACUUCGACACCCGCCCACCGCCCAGCAAGCUUUUUACCCUGUUUUUAGGGGGCUCCAUGUCCGCCUCUCCCCUUGGGCCCUAUUUUCGUCUGGUCCGCCGCAACCUGCACUCCCAGGCGCUGCACCCGUCCCGCGUCAGGCUCUUGGCGCCGGUCAGGCAGCGCGUGUGCGACGCGCUCGUUGGCUCGCUGCGCCGCGAUCGCGAUGCAGCGUCCCAGGGCAUUGUUACGGUGAGGCCGUUGAUGGCGCGCUGUUUGUUCGAUCUGCUCACGAGCAUGACAUUCGGCGUCACGCUUGGCCAAGAGGCGUUGGAUGAGAUGCAACAGAUGCAGCUCCAGAUUUCCGACGGCAUCAGCAGGUUCCCCGUCUUAUCCAUCUUCCAGCCCAUCACCAAGAGGCUACUGCGGAAGGAGUGGGCGCUGAACGUGGCGCUACGGGAGAGGCAGAAGGGGCUGAUGCUGCCGCUGAUCCACGCGCACCGCGGCCACAAUGGCGCUCAAUGCUACGCCGACUCCCUCCUCGAGCUGCGUGUGGCAGAAGAAGGCGGUCGCCCGCUCACGGACGACGAGAUGGUAAGCCUCUGCUCCGAGUUCAUGAUUGCCUCAACCGACACUUCAGUGGCCUUGCUGGAGUGGAUCAUGGCGGACCUCGUAAACCACCCCGACGUCCAAGCCAAGUUGUACGAGGAGGUGAGGGGCAAGCCUGAGCUCAGCGAGGAGGAGCUGAGCGGGAUGCCAUACCUCAAAGCCAUCGUGCUGGAGGCGCUGCGGCUGCACCCUACGGCACACUUAGUCUUCCCGCACGGCGUGCAGAGCGACACAGAGAUUGGUGGAUACAUGGUGCCCAAGGGCGUCGACAUCAACUUCUUGGUGUCCGACUUUGGGCUUGACGAGACCGUGUGGCCGGCGGCGCGGGAGUUCCG
Triticum dicoccoides is the source of this 1151-nucleotide messenger RNA. Its product is annotated as cytochrome P450 89A2-like. Lineage: Eukaryota; Viridiplantae; Streptophyta; Magnoliopsida; Poales; Poaceae. Gene Ontology annotation, cellular component: membrane. The transcript has a single exon. The record is from RefSeq and is a predicted model, not a curated record. The annotation marks the transcript as partial. Gene Ontology annotation, molecular function: heme binding; oxidoreductase activity, acting on paired donors, with incorporation or reduction of molecular oxygen, NAD(P)H as one donor, and incorporation of one atom of oxygen; iron ion binding.